Durotheca rogersii is the source of this 838-nucleotide messenger RNA. RefSeq names its product CBP4-domain-containing protein. NCBI's taxonomy places the organism in Eukaryota, Fungi, Ascomycota, Sordariomycetes, Xylariales, Xylariaceae. The coding region runs from base 459 to 830 and encodes 123 amino acids. Gene Ontology annotation, biological process: mitochondrial respiratory chain complex III assembly. The transcript has 4 exons. The record is from RefSeq and is a predicted model, not a curated record. Gene Ontology annotation, cellular component: mitochondrial membrane.
GCCUCGCAACGUUGGUACAUAUUAGUUAGUUCUACACGUACGUUGCUUAAAUAAAUAAAUAAAACCCCCGAGAUGAAACAAGUCCCGAGGAUUCCGAGUGUUUUCCUUUCCUUUCCCUUUUUCCGCUGUCUCGGGGGAUUAGCAGGUAUCGUUAGAUGUCUUAGUGAGGCCUACACGUACCCGGUACCUCUCUUUCCUUUUGGGCGAGAUGCGGCAUUGUGGGGAUGGCGGUUGAUAUGGGACAAGGCCCAAUGGAAUGGAGGGGGUUUGAUGUUUUCGGAGCCGCCACAUACACAUUUCUUUCGGUCACAAAUCGUCGCCUAUGCAUUUUAUGCACAGACCCCGGAGACACCUAAGACAGCAAGUUUCGUCAUCGAUAGGACCAAGCGCAGCAACUUUCAUCGUCGAUAUGCCCUUCAUCAACCCGGCACAUUCAACGUACAAUUUUAACUGAAAACAUGGCUCGAUCAGGGAGGCUCGGGUUAUGGCUCAAGAUGUUGGGCAUCGGUGGCGUGGUGUGCGUCGGCGGCCCCGCCUUCGUUUACUGGGUGCAGCCGACCGACGAGGAGCUCUUCCUCAGGUACAACCCGGACCUGCAGAAGAAGAGCCUCGACCGCCGGUAUGAGCGCGAGAAGGAAUUCGACGAUUACGUAGUCCAGCUUAAGGAGUACGCCAAAUCGAACAAGCCAAUAUGGGCGGUGCAAGAAGAGGACAUGCGCACGCGUAAGGAGGAGAAGCUGCGGCAGCAAGCUCUCGAAGCCGAAGAGGCGAAGAACCGGAAAGAGGCGAUGAGAAAGGAGGUGGGUUUGCCGCCGAAAACCGACAGCUAGGGAUCGCG